This is a messenger RNA of Pyrus x bretschneideri (Chinese white pear), 1032 nucleotides long. RefSeq lists its product as uncharacterized. The record is from RefSeq and is a predicted model, not a curated record. NCBI's taxonomy places the organism in Eukaryota, Viridiplantae, Streptophyta, Magnoliopsida, Rosales, Rosaceae. Bases 98 to 457 code for a protein of 119 amino acids. The transcript is spliced from 3 exons.
GGUUAACUACCAGUCAAGUCACUGCUCCAGCUUUCCCACACCUCCCCUGCACUCAGAUCCUCUCCGCUCGCCAAUCGCAGAUCCUAACCGCCGCACGAUGGCCAAAAAGCAACCAGAACCCGAACAAAUUUCGCCGGCGAACGCAGUCUUUCUCGGCGCUCUAGCUCCCGGCGUUAACGGUCCGACAUGGACGACGCUGAGAUUUGCGUUUGUGAUGCUGGGUGUGUGCCUUGCUGUGAUGCUGGGUUUGGCAUUCUCUUCCAGUGACUCUUGGUUGGUGUUUCACGUUGCGUUCCUCGUACUCAUCACUGCUACCCUCUUCCUGCUUCUUAGCUGGUUUCUUGCACAGACUGGUUUGGUUUCUGUUGAACAUCAAAUCCGUGAGAUAGGCUUAGUGCCAAAUGAUCAACAGGAGAGUAGAGAAGGUGUCGUGAAAAACGCGGAGAAAUCCCUUUAAAAGGGCAACUUAUACUUCAAUUAAAGACAAUUACAUUUGUGAUACAAUCCUUUUGAGAGGCAUGAGAAGACACAACAAGGUUGUCAAAACAGCAAGCAGGUUGCUGUAGAGUUCUGCACCGUUUCAUGAGAAACAUCGACGAGAGGAGUCGCAUCUUUCAGUCAGUAUGGGCCUCUUUCUCCUUGUGUUUGCUCCUUUUGGGUUUGAUGAAGCAGAAACACGAGCAACACGGGAACUGAAGCAAAAACUUCAUCUCUCUGACGGUGUGGGGAUCAGAUUGUCUGGAGAUUGGUAUAUAUACCGUACUCCGGCGUUGGCUUUCCUUUAUUCCUAUAAAGAUGCUUUUCCUUUUCCUUUCUGUUCUUAUUUUUUCAAGAUGCCUAGCUUUGCUUCUCCAUUUGUGUCAUCAUUGCCCUUUGGUGUAGUAUGCUUCUGGUAUUCUCCUUGCAAUUUCUUCCUUGUGUGAGGAAAGGAAAGAAUAUGUGAGGCAUAUAAGCAACGAAUGGAAACAAAUUAUAGUGGAAUUUAAUGAAGUAGGUUGAUCUUUCUGGUGGCUUCUUGGAGAAAGUCAUGCA